AUGGACUAUUCUACUAUACCAACAAUUGACAUUAUAUGCUGCACAGAAAAGUGUACUGAACUUGAGAAAUGUAUUGAAAUAAAUUCAACACUAGAAGAAAUGAAAAUAGAUUUUGAUAGACAGGAUAAAAUUUCCAUUGUCAGUGUCAUUAAAGGAGUAACAAGGAAUAAAACAAUAAAAUCAUUAACACUAAAGCAUUUUGCUUCUCUACCUGGUGGAUUAAUAGAGCAAUUUCUAAAGGAUAAGGACACAUUACAAGCACUUUCACUAGACUUUUUAUAUCAUUUCCUACCAUCAUCAAAUAUAGAGGUGAACACUCCACUAAAUGCUCUAGAGGUAGGAGUUUGGUAUCCUUCAUUCUCCCUCAGUGAGCAAGAACCAUAUGCAGAAUUAUGGAUGGGAACUCAUAUUAAAGGACCAUCUAUAGUAUCCUACCCGCCAUCAAUAAAUGGUCUCCAAUUAUCAAAAUGCGUUAUCAAUCCAGGGCCAUCCCAGUAUCCCACUAAAGACCACGCCCAUUCUCUUCACUCCAAUUCCCCUCAGUAUUAUCCUGACUCUAAUCAUAAGCCAGAGCUUGUCAUUGCUUUGAAUAAUUUUGAGGGAUUGUGUGGUUUUAGACCUUUUGAAGAAAUUAGGAACUUUGUCGUAAACGUACCAGAACUACAGACUGUACUAGGUGAUGAAAUUGUCCAACAGAUGACUACUCCACUUUCCUCAGUUACAUCAAAUGAUUUAUUAAAGAAUUCUUUUACUAAACUGAUGAAUCAGGACCAGUCAAUAGUUGAACAGGAAUUAGACAAACUGAGAGAAAGGCUCAAACAAGAAAAGAAUGGUAAACAUACACUUUAUUGUUGCUGUAAUGUUGCUAAAUGAACCUUUGGAUCUGCAGUUCUCUUAUUAAUA
This is a messenger RNA of Amphimedon queenslandica, 903 nucleotides long. Its product is annotated as mannose-6-phosphate isomerase-like. Gene Ontology annotation, cellular component: cytosol. Gene Ontology annotation, biological process: GDP-mannose biosynthetic process. Gene Ontology annotation, molecular function: mannose-6-phosphate isomerase activity; zinc ion binding. Bases 1 to 873 code for a protein of 290 amino acids. The record is from RefSeq and is a predicted model, not a curated record. NCBI's taxonomy places the organism in Eukaryota, Metazoa, Porifera, Demospongiae, Haplosclerida, Niphatidae. The transcript is spliced from 5 exons.